UACACGCACGGCGAGGCGAACCAACACGCACCCGAGGGUGUGCUUGUGAGAGGGAAGGUGCGCUGCGACCACCAGCCAGCAGAAGGCCUCGUCACGGCGGGGUUUCGUAAGCAGGGAGCAGGCCGCCGUUCACUCGUCGGGCGGCAGCAGCAGCCGUGGUCUUGAAAUCUCCGUGCGUUCGGGAACCCGAGCCAACCAGCGGCCAUGGAUUGCCCGCACAUCGUCGAAAAUGUGUCUCUCGGCAAAGAUUCGGUGCGGGCGGCCAAAAGUGCGGGGAGCGGCACCUCCGUCGCGGGAGAAUCGCCGUCGUCGGAAAUCUGCCUAGCCUCGUCGACGCUUUCUGCGCCAGCUGCUGCCAACGGCCCUGGGCCGCUGCCGGACGGGGCAGCCCUUGCCUUGGGCGAUGAUCUAUUGACCGCCUCUACUGCGUCAUCUCCUACGGUACCUGCGAGACACUGGAAAUGCUCAGAAUGCUCCAUCAAUAAAGACAACUGGAUGUGUUUACAAUGUGGUGUGGUGCUCUGUGGCCGGUACGAUAACGGACACGCUCUGAAGCACUCGAAUGGCAAUCGAAACCAUAACAUUUGCAUGAAUACCGCCAACCAAUCAGUAUACUGCUACAAAUGUGAUGAAUUCGUGAUAAACGACACUGUCGGGAACUCGAUAGAUGAGAUUCGGCAAGAGCUGAAGGACGGUCAGGGAGACCAGAUGGACACGAUCUCCGAGACGUCUUCCACGCUGGAAGAGAUUAGCUCGUCGAAAUCGAUACAAGAAACGGCCAGCACAUCGUCGUCCAGUGACUCCGGCUGGGAGGAACCAUCGCCCACGGCCCUGGCCGCGCCCACCCCUUCCCAUCCCACCUCGGUAACUAGUGCGCGCAAGUUGCGGCCCAGAAAGCGCACCAUUUCUAGCGACAGCAACAACGAAAAUGGUGCCACGACAGCCAAGCGGAAGUCGAUGCGGCGCGUCGUCGGACUGCGGAAUCUGGGCAACACUUGCUUUAUGAACUCAGUAUUACAGUCGCUGAGCAACAUACAGGAGUUUAGCUGCUACUUCAAUACGAUGCCUGCGCUGGAGGCGAAACACAAGCAGAAGGCUUACCACUCGCGCAGCAUGAAGGACGCAAUGGAUGAUGUUUUUGUUGUGGAGGAACUGCGGAAGGUUUUGCUGAACCUUAGCCAAGGUGGCGAUGGAACGAAGGGGGCAAUCUCACCCGAAUGCCUUUUUCUGGUCAUCUGGAAGGUAGUUCCCCAGUUUCGCGGACAUCGGCAGCAUGAUGCGCACGAGUUUCUGCGCUACAUGCUCGACCGAUUGCACACCGAGCUACAGCAAGUGUCGUUUCCGGUCGAGCUUGCGAAGUCGGGCGAAAGCAAGAACCCCUACAACGUGUCCGGGCUGAGUCAUUUGCAGGCCAAGGGACGCAACUCGAUCGUGACGAACGUGUUCGGUGGGGUCUUGCAGAGCGAGGUGCGCUGCCUGAUCUGCGGGAUGGAGAGCAAAAAGCACGACCCGUUCCUCGAUCUGUCGCUAGACAUUCCGGAAAAGUACUACAGUAAGGAACACGGCCCCAUUGAGAGCGGCGGUGCCAGUGGUGAGGCUACGGGUAACGGGUCAGCACCGGUUUGUCACAUUUCCGAUUGUUUAUCCAGUUUCACGGAGGUCGAAGAGUUGGCAGAAACUGAACUGUACUAUUGCAAUUCGUGCAAAUGCAAACAGAAGUCAACGAAACGGUUCUGGAUUCGCCGACUGCCGAAUGUGUUAUGUUUGCAUAUCAAACGCUUUCGAUGGAACAACUUCUACCGAACCAAAAUUGACCUGAGAAUAGCAUUCCCCAUCAACGCGCUCGAUAUGUCACAGUUUGUGUUAAAUAAUGGACCGGAAACAAGACGCUCCAAUUCCAGCUGUAACAUCUACGAUCUAGCUGCCGUUAUCGUUCAUCACGGCAAUGGCUCCAGCUGUGGCCAUUACACAUCAUUCGCCAUCAACAAUGGCGUGUGGAUGCAUUUCAACGAUCAUACGGUGAAGGAGGUAAGCAGUACGGCCGUGGCCGAAUGCAAACCGUACAUUCUGUUCUACAUCAAGCGUGAUCCGACGAAUGGCAACCGACCGACGUCAAUGGUGCCGGUUGGUACCGCCGCCACUAAGUCAUCAUCCACCGGUGCAGCCACAUCGUCGUCCUGAGAUUAAGCACUAAACAUUGGGAUGCUUUUGUUUCGUUCUCAAGACUGAUUAUCUCAUUCGUAAUUAUUCCGACUGAAUCAGACGUUCUGGAGGGUUUUGUUGAAUGUGUUGCAUCUGCGCACUCACCCGAAGUGCAACGCGUUUUAAUUUGAGUUAUAAUUAUCGCCCCUUUUUCGGUGUUUACUUGGUACGCGGCGUGUGUUCCAAUGAUCCUGAUAAUGCGUUGGAAUGGAAUGUGAGGAAAACACGCGCCGUGACUUGAUUUUUUGGGGUCGAUUAUUGCAUGGGAACGGGGAAUGCAUGUGAUCAGCCUGUUGUUUAGCAAUAAAAAGAUAAAAUAUUAGCAUUAACAACCGUGGCAGAUUAAUUUGAGCCCCAAAUAGCGAAACAAUGCUAGCUGUGUCCUUCGAUUGUGUCGCCAACCUACGCUUGGUUUGUGGGCUUUCGUUGGCAGCAUGUCAUCUGUGAAGUGCCCGUAAAAUAAGUUCCUUUUUCCUUUCGUUUGUGCACUACUUAUGCCAAUGCUAUUGAUAGCUUCAUAGUGUCGCGCACAAAGCAGAACUAAAUUCGACAGCGUCAUGUUUGGAUAAUCUACAACUUGUACAUAUAAGACCAAAUUGUAUAAAGUUAGAUUUUAGAAUAGUUUAGGAGAUAUGAAAGAUAAACUAGCUACACGAUGCGUCGCAGCAAUGGCCAAGCGAGUUCUUUAGUGAAUCUUCAGGUUUUUCUUUCUUUUUCAUACAUACACACACACAUACACAUUGGUACAUCGAUUCCAACUUGUGAAAGAAGAAUGGUCUCACUGGGUUCUUCGAUUUGGUUUUCUGUGUGAUAAUUUUUGGAUCCGCAUCCGUUUGGAUAACCUCGGAAGCAUGCUUACCGUCUUCAAUUUUCUUCUUUCAUCCUUAUAUAUAUGACCUCACACGGUUUAGUUGAUAAGAUGUCCGAUUGGCAAUGUGAUAAAGCAAUGCAUUUUUGUUUGCGUAAUUAUCUAAAUCUAAUUCUUUAACGUAAUGAGUUUCACACGCCAAAGCGAACGUUGCUGCAUCAUUGAUUGAAUUUCGCUCACUAAACUCGAUUUGCCCUGCCGGUCAUGGGGAUCUAUAACAAAGUAGGCGAGCCAACAAACACGUCGUUGGUUGGUUUGGCGGUCCUUUUCUAGAUUAUUAGAUACACGUAUAUAAAUAUAUCUAUAUAUAAGGUGUAGAUCUAUAUAUGAACAUAUUUUGAAAUGAAUAUUUUCUAAGGUGAUUCUCAAAGAGGCCGCGAGUUUUUGUGAUGUUGUGUUUUGCAUUCAGUUUUAGGCUAUUUUCUAUAUUCUUCUUUUGCAGCUUUACGUCCUAUUUAAGCUACUAUUGUUGCAACAAGAAACAAUCUAUGAGUGAUCCUAACUUUAGCUUAAAAUGCGAUCAUGUGUCAUUUUGCAAACAACUUCGUUUGAUUCGUGAACUGCAUGCAUAACGUUAUUGAUCCUCUUCUAUCUAACUACCGAACAAAAAAAAACACACUAUUCACACAUGUUUAGGAACCGAAGAAAAAAGCGAGACGUCCAGAAAUAGAUCAAACUACAAACUUUGUCCGAAAAAUCUAAUAAUUACGAGAUAAACUGGCGAAAAUGUUUAGCAACAUAGCAACCAAAUAAAACAAAUACUCCUUAUCAUGCAGUUCAAGGCGGUAACAGCAUUAUCAUUACUACGAUAUUAGGAUGGCAUGCAACUGAUGCUGUGGAAUAGUUAGAGCUAUGGGGAAAUACAGUCUCUGGCAAGAUAGUGGUUCGUUUGUAGCAUACGGACGGCGAAGGCAGUACGAAUUUAGCAUAUAAAUGCUAAACUCAAGUCAAGUGUAAGAGGAAAACACUCCAACAAACGUUGAAAGCCACAGAUUCUGCAUAACCUCCAAAUUAAUACAAUAUGGUAUAUGAUUUAAAUUAGCAUUACAACCAUUUGUUUAUUUGCUAGGCUUGAUCUUAGAUAUUAACGCAUCAAUUGAAACACGAACAAACUUCUGUAAUAAAGAGAAUCAAUUAUGAAAA
This is a messenger RNA of Anopheles cruzii, 4213 nucleotides long. Its product is annotated as ubiquitin carboxyl-terminal hydrolase 3-like. The transcript has 7 exons. Gene Ontology annotation, biological process: protein deubiquitination. The record is from RefSeq and is a predicted model, not a curated record. Bases 205 to 2181 code for a protein of 658 amino acids. Gene Ontology annotation, molecular function: cysteine-type deubiquitinase activity; zinc ion binding. Lineage: Eukaryota; Metazoa; Arthropoda; Insecta; Diptera; Culicidae. Gene Ontology annotation, cellular component: cytoplasm.